GACUGUUUCCCCAUAGACACCCUCGAGUUAGGCAGGAUUCGUGCGGGACCCUCAGCCCUCACAACUCUCAUCGGGAGGUUCUCAAGGUGUCUGGAGUUAAGCGUUCCGGACGGGGACAGAAGCGCGCGUGUCACCGAGGAACAGUAUGGAGCGCGUUUUGACGCACGCGGCGCAACUUUGGCACCACUUGCUCCCGCUCAGCUUCUUCUUCCGUCUCUUGAAACGUGCCUUUUAAAAAAAAAAAAAACAUAACUAUGAAGACUCAUGGGAUGUAGUAAAUGGAGAGCUGCAUUCAACUUCGGACACCUCAAGGUGCAGUCCAAGCUGUCCGUUUUCUUGACCAUGAUCAUCCUCUUUGUCUAUCUCUUUUACUGUCUGAACGGAUUCUGCGAGUCCUUACCGAGACCCGUGUAUGACCAAAAGAGUAGCCACAUGGACAAAAAUGUCUACAACGAGGCACACGAGACGUCACCAAAGCAAGCAGAUGCUCCGGACCAGUUCUCGGACGUUGCUACGAGCACAAAUAAUACGAUGGCCAUUGCGAAUAACUUUGGGAGCAAAAAGUUUCCUCAGGCCAUCAUCAUCGGGGUGAAGAAGGGAGGAACGAGGGCUCUGUUGGAGUUCUUGCGCAUCCAUCCGGACGUGAGAGCAGUCGGAGCAGAGCCUCACUUCUUUGACCGCUUCUAUGAUAAGGGACUGGACUGGUACAGGAAUCUAAUGCCCCGUACAUUGGAUGGUCAGAUCACCAUGGAGAAGACCCCAAGUUACUUCAUCACAAAGGAAGCUCCUCGUCGCGUCUUGGCCAUGAGUCGCCACACCAAGCUAAUCGUGGUGGUGCGUGACCCCGUGACCCGCGCAGUUUCUGACUACACGCAGACCGUGUCCAAGUCACCGGGUCUCCCGUCCUUCAAGAACUUGGUCUUCCGCAACUCCACCACAGGCCUAAUUGACACCUCUUGGAGCGCGGUGCGUAUCGGCAUCUACGCCAAGCACCUGGAGAACUGGCUGCGCUACUUCCCGCUUUCUAGCUUCCUGUUCGUCAGCGGCGAACGUCUAGUGACGGAUCCCGCAGGCGAGAUGGGCCGCGUCCAGGAUUUCCUGGGACUCAAACGCGUAGUCACAGAUAAGCACUUCUACUUCAACCAGACCAAAGGUUUCCCCUGCCUGAAGAAGCCAGAGGGGAGCAGCAGGCCACGCUGCCUGGGGAAGUCAAAGGGCAGGCCCCACCCGCAGAUCCCCUCAGACGUCCUGCUUCGACUCCGAGACUUUUACAGACCUUUUAACCUUAAAUUCUAUCAAAUGACGGGUCAGAACUUUGGCUGGGAUGACACAGCUUGACACCAAAGCUUUUGAAAGUUGACGGCGAGAGAGAAACAAUGUGCAUUACCAAAGCUUUUUUGCAGUGCGAAAUGCAAAACAGGUCUUGAUCAUUUCUUUAGCUUUAAAAAUUCAACAAUAAAACUAAUUAAAUGGUUGUUUUUUUGUUGCCAGCAGACAUUUUUCAGUUAAGCUGAAGUGCUAUGAACUAUGCUAUUGUAUAGUAUGUGGUGUGUCCAGAGGUGGGUAGAGUAGCCAAAAAUUGUACUCAAAUAAGAGUAGAGUUACUUCAAAAUAAUAUUACUCAAGUAUAAGUAAAAGUAGUCAUCCAAAAAUUGUACUCAAGUAAAAAAGUAUUCGAUGAAAAAAACUACUCAAGUACUGAGUAAUUCCUUAUAAUAUAUUAUUUAUUUUUAAAACAAUAGCAGAUUUUUUCUCAGCGUAACGUCAUCUACAGUACUGUGCAAAAGUUUUAGGCAGCACACCUGCCUAAAACUUUUGCACAGUACUGUAUAUGAACUGUUAUUAUCCUAUAACCCAUUACAUGACCAUAUUAGGCCAAAACAUAGACUUCAUAAUGUAUUGACGAGACAUGGGGCACUGGGCCAUCAAAGCUGACCGAGUGGAAUCACAGACAAGGAGGUUUUUUUCGUUGAAAAUUCUUGUGGACAAAUGCUUAAAUCCCUGAAUUCUUUGUAG
Molecule: messenger RNA, 2016 nt
Organism: Corythoichthys intestinalis (scribbled pipefish)
Lineage: Eukaryota; Metazoa; Chordata; Actinopteri; Syngnathiformes; Syngnathidae
Product: heparan sulfate glucosamine 3-O-sulfotransferase 6
Exons: 2
Coding region: 265-1338 (357 amino acids)
Molecular function (GO): [heparan sulfate]-glucosamine 3-sulfotransferase activity
Source: RefSeq, a predicted model, not a curated record